AGGUGGGGAUUGGCACUUCUUAGGUUUCCAGUUGUUUUUGAUAUGGGUUCAGAUAACUGGGACAUUAUGUAUCCAGUUGAGAAACACAUCCGGUGUGCACCUGGGACAAAGGAGCAACACUUUCCAUAGGAACAUGCUAUCAGUGAUGGAAGUAAGAACUCUCAACAGAGCAAUCUUUUAGCAGGAAUGUUGGGAAAACUCAGUUCAUUGGCCCCUUUCUACCAUGAAAUACAUUUCCUUCAAAAACAAAAAAACCAAAAAACCACUGAGUUGGUGUUCAUGUACCUGAACAGCAGCAUGUGAAGCUGCGGAUGUGAAGAUGGCUAGCUCAGAGGCUGAAGUCACUACUGGGUUUGUUCUCAGGGUUAGGGUUCGUUUUGGGUUAGAUGUUCCUCUCCUCUGCUUUCCUCCUUUUCCCUCCCACCCCUUCCUUUCUCUUCCCCUCCUUUCCUUCUCCCACUCCUGCCACAAUUUCCUCUCCAUUCCCUCCCCUCUUUGAAACUGAGUUUCUUUGUAUAACCGUCCUGGAACUCGUUCAGUAGACCAGGAUGGAUUUGAACUCACAGAGAUCCCAUUGCCUUUGCCUCCUGAGUGCUAGGAUUAAAGGCUUGUACCACCACACCCCUUUGAAGUUAGAUGUUUAACCUGCAGCUUUUCUUGGCUUCCUCUCAAGUAAUCCUCUCCUAAACCAACCAUGUUAAUUGCCUUUAUUAUGAGCGUUCUUCUUUGUGAUAACUGUGACACCUUUUUUUGUGGGAACUGAGAGUUGCCCGUGAAUUCCCCAUCUUUUAUUCUUCUGUUUUGUUUUGUUCAAGACAGAGGUUCUCUGUGUAGUCCCUGGCUGUCCCGGAACUCACUCUGUAGACCAGGCUGGCUUAGAACUCAGCAGUCUGCCUGCUUCUGCCUCCCUAGUGCUGGGAUUAAAGGUGUGCACCGCCACUGCCUGGCAUUUUAUUCUUGCCUUCCCUUUCCCUACAGAAGUGUUAAUAUUAACUUCCUAACUAGACUGUAAUCUCCAGCAGGCUAGGGAACCUGCGUGUUGACUGACCUCUUGUCCCUUCAAGCUAAACACAGUAAGUGCACACCCACAGCCUAACUCAGCGCCUGGCACACAGUAGCCAGCAAACAAAUGAGUGAUAAAGGAGCAGUAGCUACAGGCUAGGAUAUCUUCCUCUGCACCGCCCCAGGGUGGGAGGCCACCCAGCACCCCCGCGGGCUGAGCGCUCGGGGCACCGCCUUUCCCGUGACGUCAUGCGAGGCGGGACUUCCGGCCGCCCAAGUUUAACAGUCCAGGCGGGAGCCGGAAGCGCAGCGAGGAACGGGUGGAGCUGGGCCUCCCCUGUGGCCCCACGCUUGAGAGGCCCAGUCAUGCAGGAAAACCUCAGAUUUGCUUCAUCAGGAGAUGACGUUAAAAUAUGGGAUGCUUCGUUCCUGACAUUGGUGGAUAAAUUCAACCCUCACACGUCACCGCAUGGAAUCAGUUCAAUCUGUUGGAGCAGCAAUAAUAACUUUCUAGUGACAGCUUCUUCCAGUGGUGACAAAAUAGUGGUGUCAAGUUGCAAAUGUAAGCCCGUUCCACUUUUGGAGCUUGCGGAAGGGCAAAAGCAGACAUGUGUCGAUUUAAAUUCUACAUCAAUGUAUUUGGCAAGUGGAGGCCUAAAUAACACUGUUAAUAUUUGGGAUUUAAAGUCCAAACGACUUCAUCGGUCUCUUAAGGAUCAUAAAUGUGAAGUAACUUGUGUGGCAUACAAUUGGAAUGACUGUUACAUUGCUUCUGGGUCUCUCAGUGGUGAGAUUAUCUUACACAGUGUAACCACUAAUACAUCCAGCACACCUUUUGGCCAUGGGAGUAAGCAGCCUAUCCGGCACAUCAAGUACUCAUUGUUUAGGAAGUCUCUCUUGGGCAGCGUUUCGGAUAAUGGAGUAGUGACUCUCUGGGAUGUGAACAGUCAGAGUUCAUACCACACCUUUGACAGUACACACAAAGCCCCAGCUUCAGGCAUCUGCUUCUCUCCUGUCAAUGAACUGCUGUUUGUAACCAUAGGCCUGGAUAAAAGAAUCAUCCUCUAUGAUACUUCAAGUAAGAAGCUAGUGAAAACUUUAGUGGCCGACACCCCCCUGACUGCAGUAGAUUUUAUGCCGGAUGGAGCCACUUUGGCUAUUGGAUCUUCCCGUGGGAAAAUAUAUCAGUAUGACUUAAGGAUGCUGAAAUCUCCCGUGAAAACCAUCAGUGCCCACAAGACAUCUGUGCAGUGUAUAGCAUUUCAGUACUCCACAUCUCUGACGAAGGCAAGUUUAAGCAAAGGCAGCUCAAAUAAGGCCACAGCAGUGAACAAACGGAGUGUUCCUGUGAGCAGCAGCAGUGGGGCUGCCCAGAAUUCUGGAAUUGUCAGAGAAGCACCCAGCCCUUCCAUUGCCACAGUUCUCCCACAGCCCGUGACAACAGCUCUGGGCAAAGGAUCAGGGGCUGCUCAGGACGAAGCAGGUUUGGCUCGAAGCAAAAGUACAGAUAUUUUCUCUAAGGAAACAGAUGCUGGAAAAAGUCAGGAUUUCUCCAGCUUUGAUGAUACUGGGAAAAAUAGUUUAGGUGACAUGUUCUCACCAAUCAGAGAUGAUGCUGUAGUCAGCAAAGGAGGUGAUGAAUCUAUAGGCAAAGGAGAUGGCCUUGACUUUCUACCACAGCUAAACUCAGUGUUCCCUCUGAGGAAGAAUGCAGGUGCCUCCAGCAGUCUGGUGCUGCACUCCAGCCCUCUUAAUGUCCUCAUGGGAUCUUCAGGGAAAGAAGAGAAUGAAAGCCAUGAGCCGUCAGCUGAGUCUAAAAGAGCAUACCUAGGGAAGCAGGAACCUAAGGACGCCAUGAAGCAGUUUACAAAGUUGAUCUCCUCUGGUGCUGAACCUGGAAUUCUAAAUACCUGUCCAUCGUCUAACCAAGCAAGAAAUCUUGAAAAAUUUGAAAAGCCAGAAAAAGAUAUUGAAGCCCAGUUGAUACAUGAACCCUCAGUCAACGGCUCCUCAACUACAGUACCAAAGGCAGCAUCCUCCGUCACUGCUGGAGUGGCCAGUUCACUCUCAGAGAAAAUAGUCGAUACCCUUGGGAACAGUCGGCCAGGGGCGCCGCUUACCUCAGUCCAGAUCCGCUUCAUUCAGAACAUGAUACAAGAAACACUGGAUGACUUCAGGAUAAAGUUGUGUUUGAUGACUGUUCCUCCUGUCGCCUUUAGGUAUGGCGCUAGGAUUUUAGGUCAUCAUAAAUUAAAAUAGAUUUUUUUCACUCAGAGAAUAUUAAGAUGUUGGGAGGCACUUGGUCAUGUCUUUUAGCUCUCAUGGCUGAUUCUCUUUGUGAAAACCAUAGCAAAGGCUUUUCAUAGUGUGUCACCCCUGCCCCCUAGACAUCACAUUCUCUGUGCCCUAGCGGGUCUCUUUCAACCAUGAGUCUUUAUUGUUUAUUUUUAAUAUAAGCAUUUAGUGAAGGCUCAGGGGGAAAAGUUGGUCAUGGCAGACUUGACAGCAGAUGGUCUUAGAAUUGUAAACUCUGUAGCCAGUCUCAGUUGACCAUAGCCAGGCAGUGGUGGCACAUGCCUUUAAUCCCAGUACAUGG
Messenger RNA from Mus musculus (house mouse), 3598 nucleotides. RefSeq names its product neural precursor cell expressed, developmentally down-regulated gene 1 (gene Nedd1). Bases 1252 to 3261 code for a protein of 669 amino acids. The transcript is spliced from 14 exons. The record is from RefSeq and is a predicted model, not a curated record. Gene Ontology annotation, cellular component: cytoplasm; centrosome. NCBI's taxonomy places the organism in Eukaryota, Metazoa, Chordata, Mammalia, Rodentia, Muridae.